AUAAGUAAGGCAGCAUAAGCAUAAGGCAGAUGUUUUCUCUGCCGUUAGCUUCAUUUCCUGGGCGGAGAUCUUCUCGCUCUAUUAGACUAACAGGAACAAGAGAAAAAGUAGAGGGGAGAGAGAGUGAGAGAGAGAGAGGGUUUACAAGUUAUCUGAGCUGGGAGCUCCCACAAAUCACUUUUUGAACAGCAAGCUCUGACAGGCAGAGGGUGAAAACAGAGCAGGGACAAAGACAAGGUGUGAGUAUAGGAAGCUGUGUCAGAGGAGACUCUAAAGGAGAAGGUGUGAAGGAGCUGUAGAGGGCAUAAACGAGGUGACACCAGUGGAUGGAUAGAGGAAAGACUGCGAUCAAGUUCCUAACAGGGUUUUUCCUCCUCUGCUGCAGAGGUUUACUGCUGCUGUGACUGGAUGGUGCUCUCUUGUGAAGAGAAGGUGUGUCUGAUACCUAAAUACUUACCUUAAGACUGUCAUUCUACACAUCUGAUAGCAGGCCUGUUUGCAUUUUAUUUCUGACGUAGUGGACUUGCAGAUGAUUGCCCUGCGUUAUCAUGAGAGGAACACAGCAGAUAGAGCGGCAGCUGCUCUGUCAUUGACUUGGAGGCGUUGAAAGCUGGUUUGAUGCAGCUGCGUACAGAUCACAUGCUAAUAUUUGUGAAAAGAGGUAGUCUGAGCUGAGCGCCAUCCUUGUUUGUCACAUGUUUUUCUUCUAGGGUAUGAAGAAGUCUGGGAGUGUUUCAAAGUUCUACUUUAGGCUCAGUGUGCAUUUCUAUUUUAAAAAUCAUUUUUGAGGAAGCAUAUUUGACAUUCGAUCCAUCUAAAAUAGUAAGAACUGGACUGUGUGGAAAGUCUGUUUCAGAUAAAACUAAAGGCAGUGACAGGUUAAUAGCCUUCAGGCAUAGAAAGUGAGUAAGUCAGUGUCUGCCAGUGCUCGUCAUAAUUUUUUCUUAUUGGGCUGCAGCUCUUUUCACAUUUGCUCCUUUUGCCUCUGGGGACAUGUAAUAAGAAACUGCUUAGUUAGCAAUACAGCACAGAGCUGACAUGUGGAGAGGUAUAAACUUGCUCUAAGACAGGAUUACGUUAAAUAUUGCAGGUGGAAGACUUGAAAUUACAAUUUGAUCUUUGAGCACAGAGGCAAGACUGACGAUCUGAGAGCUGUCAGAUUAUUUCUGCCUGUUGGGUGUUGGAGAAGUCAUGCGAGUGUUUGGAGAGCUUCUUAUGCUUGGAUGAGCUUUAUUUAGCUUUUGACAGCUCUGCUCUGGACUCACUUCAUAGUGUAGACCUUCAUUGGGUUACCUCUGUGGCCUAGUCAGAGGCUGGCUCAACCCUCGCCGUCUGCCUGCCCACUCUGAUUCUCUCUAUCUGCUUCUAUGCAAACAAGACGAGUGUUAGGUGGUUUUCACAGCAGUAGGGACAGCUGUGGCACUCUCUGGACUCUCCACACUGCUAUAAUUGUUCUGUUGUGUGUAAACACCUUGCGUCAGUCACACCUCUCCUCAGAGUGAUUCACUACUCCCAAAGCAUCCUCGACUGGAGGCAGGCAGCGAAACAAAAAGGUGAGGCAGGAUUUCCUAAUAAUCAAAGUGGAGAAGUGGUUGAGUUGUGACGCUGCUACAAUGAAGCUGGGAUUGUUGCUGCUGAUGGCUGCGCACAUGCUAGAGAACGUGCGCAGUAUGUCCACAUGUAAGACUUUAGACUUAGAGAUAGUUAAGCAAAAGCGCAUAGACGCUAUUAGGACCCAGAUCCUCUGCAAACUGCGUUUGCCUAAAGCUCCUGAGCCAGAAGAAGCUGGAGAGAAGGAGGAUAUCCCAGCCACUUUGCUGUCCCUCUACAACAGCACCAAGGACUUGCUUAUAGAGCAACAGAAGGAAGUCAUGGAUUCCAUCUCCCAAGAACAGGAAGAGGAGGAAUACUUCGCCAAAGUGCUGAACAAGUUCAACAUGACCAACAACAACAUCACAGAGAGGACCAAAACAAUAGCCUUCAACGUUGCUGAAAUACAAAACAGCGUGGGUGAUUCCCAGCUGCUGACAAGAGCGGAGCUACGGAUGCUCAUCAAGACCACCUCAAUAGAUAAGGAAAAGCGCGUGGAGCUGUACUACAGUUCAGGGACCUCAUUUCGCUACCACGCCUCUCGCUUCGUGACCAAUUCACUGAAAGACAAGUGGCUUUCCUUUGAUGUCACUGAACCCCUGCAGGGGUGGCUAAAAAACAAAGAGAAUGAGCAGAAGUUUGAGCUACGCGUUUUCUGUGAAUGUGAGCAGCAGCUACCCAGUACGUUCGGCUUCACCAUCUCGGGGAUCGAUAAGACACGAGGAGACACAGCAACGGUGGAAUUGCUGACAGAGCAACCGCCCUACAUCCUGACCAUGUCCAUCCCUAAGAAUAUGUCCACCCCGCAUAAAUCACGCAAAAAACGCUCCACCAGCGAACCAGAAACCUGCUCAGCCCAAACGGAGCACUGCUGCGUACGGAGCUUGUACAUCGACUUCAGGAAGGAUCUGGGCUGGAAGUGGAUACACAAGCCCACAGGCUACAUGGCUAACUACUGCUUGGGGUCAUGCUCAUACAUUCGGGGCACUGAAAAUAAAUAUUCUCAGAUUUUGGCUCUGUAUAAACAUCACAAUCCGGGAGCAUCCGCCCAGCCGUGCUGCGUUCCCCAGACACUGGAGCCGCUGCCAAUUCUCUACUACGUGGGAAGGCAACACAGGGUGGACCAGCUGUCUAACAUGAUCGUUAAGUCCUGCAAGUGUAGCUAAAAAUACAUCGUGGCACACAACUCUGGGUCUUGUGGAAACCAGCAACAAUGGAGGAAGUAGUUUUUUUUGUUUGUUUGUUUUAUACCACAAAAAGGAUAAUCUGAUUCUUUGAAGUGGAUCUCCAGCUUUUUUUCUCCAAGAUUUUCUUCAACCGCAGCGGAUUCUCAAAAAACUGGACCUCUUUAUAUUAAAAUGAUCAAUAUUUUUAUGUAUUAUUAUUUCUAUUGAGGAAUAAACAAAAAGAUCUGCCCUGGCAAAAUUUUAAUUUAUUUGUUAAAAGAACAGAUGUAUUAUAAAACUGUCUCAGCUGGAGAUAGAGAAAGGAUAAAAAUGACUUCUUAGUCAAAGUUUGAACAAAAGCACACAAGGACCAAAAUAACCUUGAUGGAAGAAAUUCUGUUUUCACAGAUGGGAUAUUUCCAUUUGUCACAGCAGCUCCCAAAAGAGGUAACGGCAAAAAAAGUGCCAAAUCCCAGGUGGAAAACAGUGGUUGUUUGGGAAUUUCCUGGAAUAUAAUACUGCUGCCAGGGCUUCCGGCCUACAUCAUAAAAGACAGAAGAAAAAACCAAAGGGAUAGUCCAUCCUGAGAAAACUCCCCCCAGCCUGAAAGCCUGGACCCGUCUGACAACAUUUCACAGAGGCUGUCGACCUGUCAUGUCAUUUUUUGUUUUUGAAUACACACUCUUCCCACCAACUUUCUGUCUCGUCACAUUGUUUAUGGUAAUAGCUGAAAGUCUUAUCAGCUUCCUGGUCUGUUAAGGUGAGGGGUGUAAAUCAGUGGAUGUAAUGACACCAUGUGGCUGAACCCUUUACAGCUUUAGAUGCAGAGGCUCAGGUUAGAGAAGCAGUGCCUGCUUUUUUUUUUGGUCCAUUAAGAUAAAUUAUUGCCUUUUUUCGUAGCUUUAAAAAGGAAGUUUUAAUUUUUAUCUGAAAUAUGUUUGUAGAGUUUUUAAAGAGUUUAUUUCACCUUUGGUUUUAGCAAAAAAAAAAAUGCUUUCAUUGUUCUAACAAUGAAAAUAUGAUGAUAUUGUCUUUUAACAUAUGAAAAUAUGCUUGCAAAUGAAAAUAAGAAAAAAAAUAAAGUUUUUAAAUUAUGACAUCAGGGUAAAGGAUUUUGUGUGCAAAUAAAACCCUCGUCGUUUUCCAACAAAGUACUUUGUGAACACUUAAAGAUUUAUUCACACGCUUAUUACACUUGUAUAAAAAUGCUUUAAGUUAGCUAUAAUUCUAGUACUCAGAUCUUCAACUGUUUGUGAUUAUUGCUGUUAAAGCCUUGUUUGACACUAUUUACAAAGUCUCCAGGUUUUCUUUGUGUUUACAUUUGUAAUGGUAGGACAGAGCAUGCUCUUUUUGGUAUUUCUUCUCCUGAAGCUUUGGACAUUUGUUUCCUCCCCCUUUCAAUGUGAUAAACGGCAUGUUGUUCUUGUUCUCGUUCAGUCUAGUGCCCAGUAAAGAGGUCAGAAAUGCAGAAAGUCAUAGGUUACUAAAUAAAGUGUUCCAAGAAAUGAUCAAGUUAAAGUAGAGAGGCAGUGACCCUGGAAAUUAAUCCAAAUCCCGGUGGUUCUAGAUGAAAAAAAAAAAAAAUGUUAUACCCAAACAAGCCAAAACGCUGCUCAGCAAUUAUAA
Messenger RNA from Cyprinodon tularosa, 4382 nucleotides. RefSeq names its product transforming growth factor, beta 1a (gene tgfb1a). Gene Ontology annotation, cellular component: extracellular region. NCBI's taxonomy places the organism in Eukaryota, Metazoa, Chordata, Actinopteri, Cyprinodontiformes, Cyprinodontidae. Gene Ontology annotation, molecular function: type III transforming growth factor beta receptor binding; growth factor activity; type II transforming growth factor beta receptor binding. The record is from RefSeq and is a predicted model, not a curated record. The coding region runs from base 1614 to 2756 and encodes 380 amino acids. Gene Ontology annotation, biological process: SMAD protein signal transduction; regulation of cell population proliferation; transforming growth factor beta receptor signaling pathway. The transcript has 6 exons.